Penicillium chermesinum is the source of this 3846-nucleotide messenger RNA. RefSeq lists its product as uncharacterized. NCBI's taxonomy places the organism in Eukaryota, Fungi, Ascomycota, Eurotiomycetes, Eurotiales, Aspergillaceae. The transcript has a single exon. Bases 1 to 3846 code for a protein of 1281 amino acids. The record is from RefSeq and is a predicted model, not a curated record.
AUGUCUACAAAGAGCUUCAUCGACACUACCAAAGACCUUCCUACGCUGUUUAAGAAGCAGGUGCAAGCGACCCCCGAUCUCGUUGCACUAGAGGAUGGAGAUGUGAAAUAUACCUAUGCCGAGUUAGACCAGGAGGUCGAGGCGCUAGCUAGUCGGUUGCGAUUAUAUGGUGUCGGUCGUGACACCCUAGUGGGCGUGUUGCUUCCUCGCAGCGCAAAUUAUGUGAUCGCGUGCCUGGCUGCACUUCGUGCCGGGGGAGCAUUCUUGGUCCUCGAGCUUGCAUAUCCAGCGGGUUUAUUGGCCGAUGUUAUCCAAGAUGCCUCUCCCGCGGUCGUGAUUACCCACCGUGUUGACGCAAGCAGAGUCAAGGCGGCGUGCCCGGUGAUCACCCUGGAUGAUCUACCUGCAGAUGCCAACGGUUUCGCGAAAGAAGCUUCUCCUCUGCCGGCUUCCGACGAUCUUGAUCGACUCGCCUUUGUUUCUUAUUCGUCAGGAACCACCGGCAAGCCCAAGGGAAUUGCCAAUCCCCAUCGAGCUCCCGUUCUGUCUUACAACCUGCGCUUUGGUGUUCAGGAUCUCCAGCCAGGAGACCGGGUUGCCUGCAAUGUUUUCUUUAUCUGGGAGAUCUUGCGACCACUAUUGCGGGGUGCAACAGUUGUCACCGUGCCCGAUGAUGUGAGCUAUGACCCCGCGGCGUUGGUUGACCUCCUUGCUUCGAAGCGUAUUACCGAAACCCUCAUGACCCCGACCCUCCUUGCGACUGUUCUCUCCCGUUAUCCUCCUGGAAGUAUCGAAGCUCGUCUUCCCGAAUUACGGACACUAUGGCUCAAUGGAGAAGUGGUGACCACCGAGCUUGCUCGGCGAACUAUCGCGGGGCUGCCCAAAACUCGCCUUCUCAAUUGCUACAGUGCAUGCGAGACUCACGAAAUUGCGUGCGGGGAUAUUCGGGAGAUGAUCGAUGACAAUUCUCUCUAUUGCCCUGUGGGUCCUCCCAUUGCUAGCGGCCUCGUUCAUGUCUUGGAUGAGAACCUACAGGAAGUAGAAACUGGCACAGCCGGAGAACUCUUCAUCGGCGGUCAAAUGCUUGCCCGAGGAUAUCUUAAUCUUCCAGAGACGACUGCGAAGGCUUUCACUUCACACCCAUUUGACAAGACUCCUGGAGCUCGUUUAUACCGGACUGGCGAUCUCGCGCGCAUUCUCCCCUCAGGUCUGUUAGAAAUCACAGGCCGAGUAGGUGGCAUGAUCAAGCUUCGAGGAUAUUCGGUAGUUCCUGCCAAGGUAGAGAGUGAAAUCUGCCAGAAUCUGGCUGUCAGCCAUUGUAUCGUCAUCGCACACGGUGAAGGCUUGGAGAGGCAAUUGGUCGCAUAUGUCGUGCCGGAUGCAGAAGCCCGUGACCGCUCACCCGUUGAAGUCAACGAAGCUGGCCACAGCCCCGCAGCUCGCCGUGUUCUUGAUCAACACCUGGCGCAUUAUAUGAUUCCAUCUCUCUGGGUCGUGAUGGACGAACUUCCUACAAAUGAGGUCUCCGGAAAGGUUGAUGUGAAAAGCUUGCCUGGCCCUCGCACCGCUAGCCCUCAGCCUAGCGAGCAGUCCGACAAGGACCCGAUCGCAAUCGACCACGUCGCAGUCAUCUGGGCGAACGUUUUGAAGGUUCCGAAAACACUUCUUAAGCCGGAGGAUAACUUCUUCGACCAAGGCGGUCACUCAUUAUCUUUGGCUGACCUCGCAUCGCGAUUUUCUCGAACCUUCGGAUUUCGCGUGCCCGUUCCUCGCCUGGCCGAGAACCCCACUUUGGCGGGACAUCUUAACACAGUUCGCGCUGUUCGAGACGGCCAUGCAGCAGCAGUGCAGGCAGAUCUUCCCGCUGUUCUGCUCGCCGAUUCGACUUUGCCCGAAGAUAUCAAACCCAAGCCCGACGCCGCUUUCACCCCAAUUCAAAAAGCAGAGACUGUCCUCUUGACUGGUGCAACUGGUUUCUUGGGCGCUUUCUUAUUGCAUGAUCUUGUUCAGAGCACUACAGCGAAGAUCAUUUGUCUCGUGCGAUACAAUGACCCAGAAGAUGGUAGCUAUGCGAGCGGUGUGGCCCGGAUUCGCCGCAACCUUCUUGAUCUAGGACUUUGGAGCGACACUAUCAUGGAACGUGUCGAGAUCCUGCCUGGAAACCUGUCACAGACGCAACUUGGCCUGACACCAGAGAAAUUCGAAGAGCUGGCUAGCCGUGUCCAGGUUAUCGUUCACGCUGGCGCGACUGUCAACUUGGUCUAUCCUUAUGCCGCUUUGCGUGCAGCGAAUGUCUCUGGAACUAUCGAGGUGCUUCGUCUGGCUGCCAAGGGAGGAGCCACUCUAGAAUACGUGUCCACGAACGGUGUCCUACCCCCUGCCCCUACCAAGAAGGGUUGGUCUGAAAAUUCCUUCUUGGGCAUUGAGGAUGUCCCUACAAAGCUCUUGGACGGCUAUGGUCAAACCAAGUGGGUUGCUGAGCAGCUCGUGCUGAAGGCCGGCCAGACUGGAUUCCACGUGAAGAUCCAUCGAUGCGGUACCAUCAGUGGCCACAGUACUACCGGUGCAGCCAAUCCGUAUGAUUUGCUCACUGCUUUGCUCGUGGAGUCGAUCUGUCUUGGGUAUGCUCCAGACGUGGAUGGCUGGCGUGCAGAGAUGACGCCCGUUGAUUUUGUCAGCCAGUCGAUCAUCCACCUUUCCAACCAAGAUCACGCAGGCCAGACGAUCUACCAUCUUGGUGAUCCGGACCCCGUUGACACUCGAUUCGUUUUUGAACAACUGAGUGAGCUUGGCUAUCCUACCAAGUUCCUCCAGUGGGAUGAGUGGGUAACCCUGUGGCAAGAAAAGCGAGGAAUCACCAAAGGCGGAGAUGGUGCCUUCACUGUCGAUAUUCUGCGAAGCGGUAUGCCGCCCGUGGAAUUCCUCCGCAGCAUUGUGGUUCUCGACAACACCCUGACCAGACCUCUCCGAAUUGCUGUUGAGCGGCCCAAGGUCGACAUCCUCCUGUUGGAGACGUAUGCCCGUCAUUGGUUUGCUCGAGGGUGGCUCCCAAAGCCUCCUUCCCGCCAGGAAUCUCUUGCAUACCGAUCCAAGCGCGCCUCACAAGGCCCUCUUGCUGGUCAGGUCGCCGUUGUGACGGGAGCCUCAUCUGGCAUCGGUGCUGCCGUGGCGACUGCGCUCGCAAAACAGGGCUGCAAUGUAGCCCUCGGUGCGCGUCGCCAAGAGGCUUUGGAGUCUGUCAAGCGUGAAGUCGAGUCUUAUGGCGUGAAGUGCGUUAUUCGGUCCACGGACGUGACGAGCAAGGAACAGACCGAGGCACUCUUCAAAGCAGCUAAUGCCGAGCUUGGUCCUGUCGAUAUCCUGGUCGCUUGCGCUGGCGUUAUGUACUUCACCAUGAUGGCGAACGUUCAGACCGAAGAAUGGGAUCGCACGGUCGAUGUGAACUGUAAGGGUGUCCUUAACGCUCUAUCUUCCAGUGUCCCGGACAUGCUGUCUCGUGGUCGCGGCCAUAUUGUCGCGAUUACUUCUGAUGCUGGUCGGCAAGUCUUCCCUGGCUUGGGUGUCUACUCAGCCAGUAAAUUCUUCGUGGAGGCUACGUUGAAAGCCCUUCGUCUCGAGACGGUUGGCUCUGGGCUGCGAGUUACAGCCAUUCAGCCUGGAAACACCUCCACGCCUCUGCUAAACAUGUCAAGCGACGCCGAGGCAAUUAAGAAGUACGGCGAACCCUCCGGCGCAAAGAUCUUGGAUCCGUCCGAUGUGGCCAAUUCUAUUAUCCACGCCCUCACUCAGCCCGAGCAUGUUUCCGUUAACGAGAUUCUUGUUGAGCCCCGCGAUGAACCUAUCUGA